Molecule: messenger RNA, 1220 nt
Organism: Stegodyphus dumicola
Lineage: Eukaryota; Metazoa; Arthropoda; Arachnida; Araneae; Eresidae
Source: RefSeq, a predicted model, not a curated record
GUGUGUUUCCAUCUGAUCGCUUACCUAUUAUCCAUGCUACUCCAUCUUGUUUUGUUAUGAAUACAGAUUCUCAAGAUAAAGCUGGGAAGCAUUGGGUUGCCUGGUUCAUCGAGAACAAAUCAACAGCCGAAUUCUUCGAUUCGUAUGGGAUGCCUCCAUCUGUUUAUGGUUUUCAAAUCAGUAAUGUGAAAUGGAAUAAUGUUCCUUUCCAGAGUGUUACUUCAAAUGUCCCUAAGAUGUGUCCAGACAUACUGGAAUUGCUCCUUAAGUUCCGUCAAAAUCGAAUUGCGUUUACAGCUGACAUCGAACAAGCAUUCUUGCAGAUUUCUCUUGCUGAUGAAGACAGAAACGCAGUCAAGUUUCUAUGGAACGAUGGUGAAUUAAAUGGAACCAAAAUAAAGGCUCUUCGUAUGACAAGGGUAAUUUUUGGAGCAACAUCUAGUCCGUUUCUUCUCAGAGCAACUCUUAAUGUACACGCUGACAAAUACAAGUCACAGUAUCCGAACGUAUUUUCCAUGCUAACUGAAAAUAUGUAUGUUGACGACUUAAUCGCUGGAGCAGAUGAAGAAUCAGAAGCAUUCGAGGAAUCGGAACAUAUUAAACGCAUACUGAAAGAAGGUGGAUUUAACAUGCGGAAGUGGAAAACGAAUGAAACGAAUUUACAAAGGGUAUGGAAUGAAGAAGAUUUUUCACACGAUUCGACUUGUUCUAAAGUAUUGGGAUACAUAUGGAAUAGGUCAAAUGAUACAUUUUUGAUAGAAAUUGAAGAUUUGGUAAAAGAUGCCAAAAGGAUAGAUAACAUACCAACUAAAAGGGAAAUCUUGAGAUUUGUAGGACGUUUCUUUGAUCCACUGGGUUUGGAAAUACCAAGACAUCAGUUUGCAGGUGCUGGGAAAAGGGAUAUAAAGGAUGGUUUACAGUUACACUGUUUCACAGAUGCGAGUCAGAAGGCCUAUGGGGCUGUUCUGUAUUUUCGUUAUUCGAAAAAUGGAGUCAUUCAUACAAGUUUCAUUACAUCAAAAUCACGAGUAGCACCUUUGAAAAAAUUAUCACUUCCCAGAUUGGAAUUGAUGGGUGCUUUGAUAGGCUCCCGCUUGUCAAAAUAUAUCCAAAAGAAACUUCGGGACAUUGAUUUAAUUGUAUAUAUGUGGACUGAUUCUAGUAUUAACUAUAUGUGGACUGAUUCUAGUAUGACAUUAACUGGAUUAGAAGUGAUGUGA